AUGACCGAGACGGCAGCCACCGAAGCGGCUCCUCCAGCCGCGCCCGUCGCCCAAACCAAGGCUCCCAAAAAGAAGAACGCGCCCGCCCGGAACAAGGCAGCGGGUCCCACGCUCGACCAGAUUGUGGCGGGUUGUUCCUAUAAGAGGGGAAUGUCCAGAGUCGCUAUUAAGAAAACUCUGGCCGCCAGAAGCGUCGAUGUGGCGAAGCGUGGCUCCCAGAUCAGGUUGUAUAUCAAGAGGAAAGUGAAACAUGGCUCCCUGCUUCAGACCAGGGGCGUGGGCUUCUCCGGCUCCUUCAAGGCGAGUAAGGAUAAAACUUCCGUGAAAUUGAAGAAAGGGAAGAAACCAGCCGCCAAAAAGCCAAAAAAACGCACCAAGAAAUAAGUGGCCAGGAAACCAGCGGCUAAAAAAGCGGCGGCUAAGAAACCAGCGACCAAGAAGACGGCGCCGAAGAAAGCCAAGAGACCCAAGAAGGUCGCAGCCCCAAAGGGGAAGGUGGUCAAGAAAUCGGCAAAAACCAAACAGAAAACAGCGAAACCCAGGAAGGCAGCGGGCAAAAAGAAGUGA
Pristis pectinata (smalltooth sawfish) is the source of this 567-nucleotide messenger RNA. Its product is annotated as histone H1.2-like. Gene Ontology annotation, molecular function: structural constituent of chromatin; DNA binding. Gene Ontology annotation, cellular component: nucleosome. Gene Ontology annotation, biological process: nucleosome assembly. NCBI's taxonomy places the organism in Eukaryota, Metazoa, Chordata, Chondrichthyes, Rhinopristiformes, Pristidae. The record is from RefSeq and is a predicted model, not a curated record.